Molecule: messenger RNA, 3455 nt
Organism: Xenopus tropicalis (tropical clawed frog)
Lineage: Eukaryota; Metazoa; Chordata; Amphibia; Anura; Pipidae
Gene: chtf18
Product: chromosome transmission fidelity factor 18
Exons: 22
Coding region: 105-3113 (1002 amino acids)
Biological process (GO): DNA replication
Cellular component (GO): DNA replication factor C complex; nucleus
Molecular function (GO): ATP hydrolysis activity; ATP binding; DNA clamp loader activity
Source: RefSeq, a predicted model, not a curated record
AAUCUUUGCAGAAUCCGUAGUUCCUGGCGACUAGUGGGUCUUGCAAGGAAAUGGAAUGAUUGGCGACACAGACAGCGGCCGGGGGUUGGCUUUCGUGGGUAGCUAUGGACGAAUAUGACUUGUACGGAGUGGAGGAUGAUUUCGAGAGUCAGUUCGCCUCGGAGCUGGAAGUGCUGGCCGAGUUUGAGGAUGACGUACCUUCCCGUCCCGCUCCCCAAAGGUCCCAGCUACGCAGCAAACUUUCCUUCGAGGAGGCAAUCUCUGCCGGGGAUCGUGUAAAGAGCAACGCCGACAGCAAAACAACUAGUGAGAGAAACGGCGAUGCUCUCGCUUGCGUCAAUACCAGCAAGACUAAAAAGCGAGACGCAAGCUGCCUUGACUUUGAAGAGGAUGAAUUCUCAGACAGCUUCUUUGAGCCUCCUGUCACUCCCAAACACAAACGGCCAAGAAUUGAAGCUGUUAAGAAGCUAGACUUUGGAAGUGAUGAAUAUGCAGGCAACAGUACUGCCCUCAGUGAUGAUAUCACACCUCCACCCUCUCCUCAUUAUACUCAGAAGAAAAGUGAAAGGGAUUCCAAGUUCCCAAGCUGCGAUGCCUUUGAGGUGAGCGACAUGGCACCCCUGCAGGUAACGCCCACAGAAUCGGAGCAGAAGCGCGUGCUUAAGCGUCCCCCUGUGCUGGAGGAUUACAUUAACGUGACAUCCACUGACGGGUCUAGGGUGUAUAUGACAUUAAAAGAGGAUAAUGAUGGCUCAGGGACUCAGCAAAAGCAAGGGAACGUGAAGUGGAACAGUGGUCAGCAGCUGCAUCUCCUGGGGGUUCCAUUCUCCUACUUAAAGGAACAGGUUAACGAUGAGCGCCGACGGCAGGUGUUAGAAGAAUCCCAGAAACUUACAGAAAUGCUGAACAGUCAAAUUAAUGAUGAAUUUGGAGAGGACGAUAGUGAAACACUGGAAAAUGGAGAUAAUGCUGGAGAAGAGGAUGGCGAAAAUGAAUCUUCAUCCCACUCGCUGUGGGUAGACUGCUUCACUCCCAGGCACUACACUGAAUUGCUCAGUGAUGAUUACACAAACCGCUGCCUACUGAAAUGGUUAAAGCUGUGGGACACUGUGGUGUUUGGGAAAGAGAGAGUGGUGAAGAAACCCAAGGCAAAUGUGGACCCACGCGCCAACUUCAAGAAUCAGAAAGAGCAGCAGAGCAAGUUUAAGAGCAAAGCUCAGAUCACCGAGGAGAUCCUGGAAGCUGAACUGGAUCAGCACAACAGACCCAAAAACAAGGUUGCACUUCUUUGCGGCCCACCGGGCCUUGGAAAGACCACACUGGCACAUGUAAUAGCAAGGCACGCAGGAUACAAUGUGGUGGAAAUGAAUGCCAGUGAUGAUCGGAGCCCCGAGAUCUUUAAAACCCGCAUAGAAGCAGCGACUCAGAUGAAAUCUGUUUUGGGUGUUGAUGAGAGACCCAACUGCCUCAUUAUAGAUGAAAUUGAUGGUGCUCCAGCAGUCUCCAUCAACAUGCUGCUGAGUUUAAUCAACCGAAAAGACGCCAAGGAAACUGAGGGUGGCACAGAUGUGACAACAGGGAAGAAGAAAAAGAAAGAAGGUGGUUUACUGCUCAGGCCAAUCAUCUGUAUCUGCAAUGAUCAAUAUGUCCCUUCCUUACGGCUGCUGAGACAGCAAGCUUUCAUGCUGAAUUUUCCUCAGACUCUGCCUUCCAGACUGGUGCAAAGGCUGUAUGAGAUCACCAUUAAGCAAGGUAUGAAAGCAGACACUGGGGCCCUCAUGGCUUUGUGUGAAAAGACAGAGAAUGAUAUCAGAUCCUGUAUUAAUACAUUGCAGUUCCUACACGGCCGAGGAAAGAAGGAGCUCAAUAUGCGCAGUGUGCAGACCAUGAAGAUCGGCCUGAAGGAUCAAAACAAAGGCCUGUUCUCUGUUUGGCAGGAGAUCUUCCAGCUUCCCAAGAUUCAGAGGAAACGUAUCGGCCAAGAAAUUGCAAUUAAAGACCUCCAUCUUUUUUUGGGGUCAGGAAAUGAAUCUCUCGGUGGGGUGGGGAAGGCACCAUUAAGCGCCGUGGCUCAGAGAUUUCAUCACAUUCUGCAUCUCUCCACUUCCACGGGAGAGUACGAGAAGCUCACCAUGGGUUUGUACGACAAUUUCCUAAACAUGAAGGUGAAAGAGUCCAACUUCAGUACAGUGUGCCUGGCUUUGGAUUGGCUGGAGUUCACGGACAUUGUGAACACGACUAUAAUGCACGGGCAGAAUUUCCAGCUCAUGAGAUACCUCCCCUUCCUGCCUGUAGCUUUCCAUCUCCUGUUUGCAGCCUCAAAUGUGCCGCGCAUUGCAUACCCCAACAGCCACUAUGAGGCACAGUCCAAACUUAAUCAAAUGCAAAACCUACUGAAUGCAAUGGUGGCCGAAAUUUCUCCAGCUAUCCGAACGCGCGUGGGGCCUCAGUCCUUGGUGCUUGAUGCUCUGUGCCUUCUCCUGGAUGUGAUCUCUCCUAAACUGCGCCCGGUAAACACGCAGCUGUUCAGUACCAAAGAGAAGCAGCAGCUAGCCGAGCUUAUUAAUACUAUGCUAGCCUAUAACCUGACCUACCACCAGGAGCGGACCAUGGAAGGGCAGUAUGUCUACAAGCUGGAUCCGAAUGUUGAAGAUGUAUGCAGGUUUCCAGAUCUUCCAAUCCGUAAACCAUUGACUUACCAAGCCAAACAGCUCAUAGCGCGCGAGAUUGAACUGGAGAGAAUGAGGAGGACAGAAGCAUUCCAGCAAGCGAGAAAUGCAGGAAGGGACAAUGCCAGCGCCAAUGCCGCUAAACCAACCACUGAAACCAAAGGUGCCAAAAGCACGGCCAAACCCGCGGCUUUAAACCACGAACAGCGGUUGGAGAAUAUCAUGAAGAAGGCAGCAGCGUUUGAGGAGAAGCCUGAAAAAGAUUUCUUUGGUCGCCAAAUAGUCAAGAAGGUGGCAGCGCCAGUGGCAGCAAGUGCAAACCAGGAGGAAUCGGUGGAGAGAAGAAUUGGGAAGGCGGUGGGAAACAGCGAUGUUUGGUUUCGCUUUAAUGAGGGUGUUUCUAAUGCUGUGCGGCGGAAUAUAUACAUUAAGGACCUCCUAUAGGCUUGCGUGUCUUACACGGGGCAUAUGGGUUUUAUAGAGACUGAGCGCGCCCACUGAGGACCAGCUGGGUUGUUUUUGGCUGAACCUUUCUGCCAGGAUCAUUUGGAUUUUGACCAAUGUGGAAGCAAUAAGGAUAUUUAUGGGAGCAGUGUUGCCUUACUCAGCCUGUGUACAUAGGGAGUGUGUGUGUAUUUAGGAGCAGACUCAAUCUUUACAACUUGUUCUUUCCUGGUUCACAUCACAAAGCACCACAUUUGGGUGCAACAUGAUAUUAACAAGUUAUUUGGUUGCAACAGUUCUUUGUUUAAUAUGAAAGUAAUAAAAAAAAAUAUUUUUCAACAU